AUGGAGGACGAAGACGUGGCGAUCUGCUUGUUGCGCAGCCUUCUUAAGAGCUACGAGAACGUCGUACUUAACUUGGAGAUGAGCAGCGCGGAACUGCGAUCACGAGACGUUGUGAAGGUGCUCACAAAUGAGGGAUGUGGGCGGUCGACAGCGGCGCAACGCACACACAUCUGUAGCGAAAAAACCAAGUUUUCAAGCAUCAAAGAAGAAGAUGAAGACAAGCUAUGGGUGGCUGAUAGCAGAAAGGCUGCUAUCAAGGGUGUUGGAACCAUUCUGGAACGAGUGGUGCUGCCCAAUGGCCAAGAACACGAGAUCAAAAUCAAGGAUGCGCUGUUCGUGCCAAGUAUGAGCAAGAGACCUGCUUUCGGUAACGCAGAUCAACAAGACUGA
Messenger RNA from Peronospora farinosa, 390 nucleotides. NCBI's taxonomy places the organism in Eukaryota, Oomycota, Peronosporomycetes, Peronosporales, Peronosporaceae. The record is from the annotation of a GenBank genome assembly.